AGUUGUAGAUCACAGUGUGUUGUCGUCCAGUCAGAGUGCAGCUCUUAACUCGUAGCUGACCUCUAGGCAGACUACACUCUGGACCUGCAGCUGCAAUCUGACAUUAGAUUUUUCUCACACACUGGGGAUCUUUUUGUGUUUCACACACGAUGCAGGUUCCCACGUAUCCUCUUCUUCUUCUUCCCCUCUCCCUCCUGCUCCUUCAUUCUGUCGCUCCAGUACACGGAGGCCAUGCUCUGGUUUUUCCGGGAGAGUUCAGCCAUUGGUUGAACAUGCGGACCAUCAUAGAAGAGCUGGUAAAGAAAAACCACUCGGUCACCAUCCUAGUGCCCGAUGCAUCGCCUACUGUCAACUACAACAACAGCCGCGACGCCGCCAAGUUCAACUUCCUGGUUUUCAAGGUGCCAUACAGCAAGGAGGAAUAUUUGAGCCCCAUUGAGGAAUUCAUCCACUUCUCCAUGCACGACCCCUCAAUGCUGCAAGUGGCCAUGAAGCUGAUCGACUUCAUGGGGCGGAGCUUGGACUUCGGGAGGCAGCAGUGUGACGGGAUUCUAAAGAACGAUCAGUUGAUGGCAACUCUGCGGGAUGCCGCUUUCGACGUCGUCCUACUUGACUCCUUGGUAAUGUGUGGCGACCUGGUGGCUGAUGUGCUCGGCGUGCCGCUCGUCAUCUCGCUACGCUUGAGCUUAGGCAGUGUUUUUGAGCGUCACUGUGGCCACGCUGUGUUUCUGCCGUCUUAUGUCCCGGUAGCUCCUGUGCUGUACAACGACCACAUGACGUUCACGGAGAGACUAAUCAACUUGGUGACAUAUGUGGCGUCAUCAGUGCUAACCGAACUGGGCUGGAAGCUGACGAUGGAUAAAUACUACAGUGAGAUUAAAGGAACUCCCACCAGUGUGUGUGAGACUCUGGGGAAGGCUGACGUGUGGCUCAUCAGGACGUUCUGGGACAUCGAUACGCCACGGCCAACCCCACCCAACUUCAAACACGUGGGUGGUCUGAACUGCAGACCCGCCAAUCAGCUGCCAGAGGACCUGGAGGCUUUUGUGCAGAGUUCAGGUGAUCCUGGUGUAGUCGUUGUUUCUUUUGGCUCCAUGGUACCCAAUCUGACGAUGGAGCGCACCAACGUCAUCGCCACCGCCUUAGGACGAAUCCCUCAGAAGGUGAUUUGGCGUCACCGUGGUGAAGCUCCACCUGCACUUGCGCCAAACAUAAAGAUUUCUGAUUGGAUCCCUCAGAACGAUCUGCUCGGUCACCCGAAGACACGAGCAUUCGUGACUCAUGGCGGCACUAACGGUCUGUACGAAGCUGUGUUUCACGGCGUGCCUCUGGUCGGCUUGCCGGUGUUUGGCGAUCAGUCUUAUAAUCUUAACCGUAUGAGCCACCUCGGCACUGCCAUCGUCCUCGACUUCAACAAAGUGACAGCCGAGGAGCUGGCAGAAGCACUGCAUGCCAUCGUCAACCAGCCAAGCUACAAGACCAGCAUGCAGCGUCUGUCGGCGGUGCACCGCGACCAGCCGGUGACGCCACUGAAUACUGCCGUCUUCUGGUUGGAGUUUGUUAUGCGACAUGGUGGAGCUAGGCAUUUGCGGUUGGCUUCACAUAAUCUGAACUGGUUCCAGUACCACAGCUUGGACACAGGCGCUGUCCUGCUCAUCACUUUGAUGACUGCCGCUGCUUUGUGUUGGGUGGUCAUACGCUGCUUCCUGCAGCAGUGCAGACGACGAGGAGGAAGAGAGAAGGAGGACUGAAGAAAGAUAUUUUUGAAGUGCAUACCUCCACCUUUAUAGGCUCUCUUCCACCUGCUGCUUCCUCUGACUACAGAUCAAGACGUCAUCCGCAAAAACAAUAUUCAACAGAGACCCCCACCUGAUCUCAGCCUGUCCAUUAUCACUGCAAACACAGAAGGGGCUCUGAACAGAUCCCCGAUGUGAUCCCACACCCACCUUGAACUCAUCUGUCACUCCUACAACAUACCUCACCACGGUCUCAUUUUGAAUCUGAAGUUACACAGAGACCAUCAAAAGCUUUUUCUUUACCCAACAAGCAUCAAUAAGACAGAUAUUUAGGAGUAAACUGUUUGUAACUUGUCCUUUAAAAUGCACACGCAGAAAGUUGAUGACUGCCUUCAAGUGCUGAUUAAUGACAGAGUGAAUUAAGGCAGAUAAGGAAAACAUAUCCUGAAUAUGUUAAACACGCUUUGUUGUCCAGAUCAAUACACAAACACCGAGCCUGGAUGCAAUGAAAACCAGUUAAAAACAAACCUGGUAUCAUCCACCCCAGCGCUGUUUUUCAAAACACCCUUCACAGCAUGAAACCUGCAAUAAAUCCAGUCAGCACGACACAAGGCAGAUCAUCAUGAAACAGGAAGGAGAAGAAGUUUAGUUUAAAAGAUGCCGGGCUUUAAUCGAGGGCCAGAAAGACGCCAGAAGGCUGAACACUACAAGUGUGCUGGCUCUAAUGCCGAAUCCUCGGGAAAGCAUCAAAACACUCUGCCCAUUACUGAACACACUAACGAAGACAUGCCAACAAGCCUCAUAUGCUCUAUGUGUGUGUGUGUGUGUGUGUGUGUGUGUGUGUGUGUGUGUGUGUGUGUGUGUGUGUCCUCUGUAGUGGUCCACACAUGGAAUCUAUAAUUCCUGAUUCAGCCUCCCCACUUUUUCUUUUAACUUUCCUCAUGAAAGACAAAACAGCCACGACUUUCUUCAGAGAUGCGGAAGGACACACACGGAGAUCAGCCAGAAAUAAAAUGAACAGAAACACAAACAAGAUGAAGACAGAGAAGAAGAGAGCCAUGUACCAAACAAAAACAUCAAUACGGUGACCACCAGAGACAACCACAGUAGAACAACAGAGAGGCGCUGGGACUGGACAGACCACAGGGGCUCGUGCUGUGUGAUGUGGCCCGGCAGCAGGCUCUCUCCCUGGGCACGAUGAGUGUCUGUAGUGGUCUCACGGGCUGGAGGGGGUGACCAUCCUGAACUAAUUGGAUCAUCCUUACAUGCAUCCUGAUCCUCUGAGUCAUCACAAAUUCAGCUUUCAAAAAGCCAUGUCCUAUUAGCUGUGGUUUUGUGGUUGGUGUGUGUGUGUGUGUGUGUACCAUGACAUGAAUCGUGUGCCUCAAAGCCUUCUGUUCUUUCUCAACAUUAAAUAAAAAAAAGGGGUGGUGGGGGGCAAUGCUUCUUUCUGAGUUAAAUGUGUUAGAGGAGCUUUUGCAGCUAACGUGUUUGGUGCAGUUCUGCUGUGCCUACAGGUUUUCUUUGUGCAGGACUGGAAGUUUAAUUAUUCAAACCGACAGCGAGGACUAAAAGAAGGCAGUGGACUCAAACUGGUAUUUGUUUGAUGCUUACUGGGAUUUGAGAGAGGCGUGAUUGUGAAUGUCAGAGUUUCUUUCACUAAUUUCAGAUCAAUUUUCAAUCUUUUCCUCAUAAGUUUUUAAUGUGAAUGUUUAUGUAUUUGAAGUCCGUGUGAAAUGACAGCAGUCCAGCACAGCGGGCCAUAGAUGAACGAGGAGAGGAUCUUAAAGGGGUGAAAUAAUAAAUCAACCAUGUUUUUUUUCUUCUUCUGAUAACUUUUUGGCUGAACCUCACUCAUGAUAUCAAGGGUUGAUUCCAUGUGCUGCUGAAGAUGCGUGAAACAGUUAUUGUACCUUGUAACCUGUAAUUGUCUUUUCUUUAUUAAAAAAACCCCAAAAAAACAGUGUUACUUAAACACAGA
Maylandia zebra (zebra mbuna) is the source of this 3717-nucleotide messenger RNA. Its product is annotated as UDP-glucuronosyltransferase 2A2. The record is from RefSeq and is a predicted model, not a curated record. NCBI's taxonomy places the organism in Eukaryota, Metazoa, Chordata, Actinopteri, Cichliformes, Cichlidae. Gene Ontology annotation, molecular function: glucuronosyltransferase activity.